This is a messenger RNA of Talaromyces proteolyticus, 1216 nucleotides long. Its product is annotated as ATP11 protein-domain-containing protein. Lineage: Eukaryota; Fungi; Ascomycota; Eurotiomycetes; Eurotiales; Trichocomaceae. The coding region runs from base 40 to 1092 and encodes 350 amino acids. The transcript has 2 exons. The record is from RefSeq and is a predicted model, not a curated record. Gene Ontology annotation, biological process: mitochondrial proton-transporting ATP synthase complex assembly. Gene Ontology annotation, cellular component: mitochondrion.
CUCGACUUUUCUCUUUACACAAUCAAUUCAACUCCCACCAUGGCCCUCCGAUUACCCAGACUUCAUACACUCUUACGAACCAAUUCCAGACACCUGCAGCCCCAACAACAGCGGCGAUGGGCGCAGGUCCACGACGUGCGCUUUUUAGCGACGCAUCGCGACCCCCAGCAGAUCUUGGAGAAGUACCAGGAUAAACUGAAGCAGAAAGCAAAGGAAGAAGGACACGAAUCUAUAGAAUCGCUGAAAGAAGCUUACAAGGAAAAAAUCUCAAAGCAUCGCAGCAGCGCCGCGACUGUUGUCACGCCUGAACCAGUACCAAAUUUGUCCAGCAAGACAUCCAUUCCCCCCUCUCCUUCGCCUGUAUCACAACAAUCGCCACCCUCACCAAUUGCGGCCGCCGCAAAAGCAGCCUCUGGACCCCCCGGCAUAAAACCACUAAGUUCGAUCCUCAACAUCGACAAAAUCCUCGCCCUCCCCGCCAAAGAAAUUGAAACCCUCUGGCGUCUCCGCCACGCUCACAACCCGCACUCCAUCUGCGCCGUCGUGCCCCUCGAUACCUACCAGCGCAUGGCCAACGUCGCCCGCUCAAACCCGCAGUUCAUCCUUCCUCUCCCCCGCCAAGCGCCCGCCUCAUCUACCGAGGGCCAACAGACCGCAGAAGAGUCGGCUGCGGUUGAGGGCGGCGCAGAUAUUCACUUUUUGCAAUGGGCCUUCCACCCGCCUGCAUCACCUCAGCCGUCUUCAACUUCGUCAUCGUCGAACACGGUGAAUACGCAUGCCUCGACGAUCGUUUUCACGCAGCUAGCCUCGUACAAACUGCACGGUUCCUAUGCGCAACCACAUACGACUAUUACGCAUCAUCUGGAUCUCGCGGAUGAUAAGGGUCUUGUGCUGAUGCAUGGACAGGUGAUGCCGGACUCGGGGGUGUCAGUGUCGGAGGCUAGUUGGCUGGUGAGCUGUGUGCAGCGGUUUUAUGACUAUGACGGCGAGGGAAGUGGGCGGAAGGGCGAGCUAUUGCGGAUGUUUACGCGAGGGGAUGUAGAAGGGUUCAAGGUGGAGGAUCUGGUUGAUGAGACGGAGAAGAUCUCGUAGAAGCUGGCUCGGUUCGAGGGCUUGUAAGAUGGUGAUGUGGUUCUUGUAGAAUAGUUGAAUUAUAUUAUAUCAUGUAUACCAAAGUCAGUUACGAAUAAUAAAAACAUCAAAUCUCAUUAACGAC